This is a messenger RNA of Coregonus clupeaformis (lake whitefish), 5200 nucleotides long. Its product is annotated as collagen alpha-1(I) chain. Lineage: Eukaryota; Metazoa; Chordata; Actinopteri; Salmoniformes; Salmonidae. The record is from RefSeq and is a predicted model, not a curated record. The transcript is spliced from 62 exons. Bases 1 to 3996 code for a protein of 1331 amino acids. Gene Ontology annotation, molecular function: extracellular matrix structural constituent.
AUGGGGCCCCCAGGAAAGGAGGGUUUUCCUGGUCACGCUGGCCUGCGUGGGUUUAAAGGUGACAAGGGCCAGCUGGGGCCUGAGGGACGUGCAGGGCGACAGGGGGAUCCAGGCCCCCCCGGCCCACCUGGCCUGCCCUCUUUCUACCUGUGGAAGAACACCGUUGAGGAGUGGGCUACUUUUCAGCAAACCUCUUUCUACCAGUUGCUCUACGCUGGCUGGCCUAGGGAGCAGGGACCCCCAGGACCAGCUGGGGAGAUGGGGAAGCCAGGCCCACAGGGGCCAACAGGUGAUCCUGGCCAACGAGGGCCUCCAGGAAUAAUGGGAGAAAUGGGUGAGCCGGGACCAAAUGGUGUGGUGGGCAGAGCAGGGCUCCAUGGGAAAGAUGGAGAGAAUGGGCAGGACAGCCAGCCUGGGACGCUGGGCGAUCCUGGGCGACAGGGACCUUUGGGGUACAGGGGAGAAGAAGGUUCUAAAGGAGAAAAGGGGGAUAAGGGCCUUAUUGGAGCAAAGGGUCCAAGAGGCCGUAUGGGAGAACCGGGCGAGAAGGGCUCCAUUGGUUUACCAGGCCGUCACGGUUUUGUUGGUCCACCAGGGCCUCAGGGAGUCAGAGGGGCCACGGGACCCGAGGGCCCCCCCGGCCCUGAUGGGGAGGCUGGGUUUGAUGGGCCUCCAGGGCCUCCUGGGUCAAUGGGAGCCGCUGGUUUCACAGGCUCUGUCGGCGCUCAGGGAGUUAACGGCUCAAAGGGAGAGUUGGGCCUUGUUGGAGUCAUUGGCCCCAGAGGCCCCCAGGGGCCCCAGGGUUUAGAUGGUGAGAGUGGGCCUCCAGGUCUCAGGGGAAUUCAGGGACAGCCUGGGAUGAGUGGUGCCCCUGGUCCAAAAGGUGACCCUGGGCCAAUGGGGAUGAUGGGUAUCCGGGGUGAGCUAGGGUUCGAGGGGCCCAUGGGCCCACUGGGAACACAAGGUCCAAUGGGUUUCCCUGGUAUUACUGGUAAAAGAGGACCAGACGGGGAUAAAGGAAACCCUGGAACGAAGGGGGAGAGAGGUGUUCAGGGUGCUUCAGGCAUCCAAGGGCCUCAGGGAGAGAGGGGUCCCAGUGGCCCCCUUGGCUUUACAGGACUCCAAGGUCAACCUGGCACUAAAGGAAUUGAGGGGGAGAAUGGAGAGACUGGCCCUCAGGGAAAACUGGGCAGAGAGGGGUUGAAGGGGAAUCGGGGAACAGAUGGGCGCAACGGCAAGCCUGGACACAGAGGAACCAAGGGUCGCAUGGGACAGAGAGGGAAUGUUGGCCAGCCUGGUCAACCGGGCUUGCCAGGCCCUCCUGGGACAGAGGGACCAGAAGGAAAGCCUGGUACACAGGGUCUCUCUGGUUCAGUGGCAAUAACUGGCAGUAAAGGCCUAAAGGGAUACCAGGGCAUUGCUGGAGAGCCAGGUCCAGACGGCCCCACAGGACCUUCGGGCCCACCUGGAUGGACAGGACCAACAGGUAUUCCAGGUCUGCUGGGAGAGAGGGGCUUCACAGGGAAGGAAGGUGUGGAGGGACCCCAGGGCCCAGUAGGCAUAUAUGGUUUCCCGGGUAACAUAGGAAUGCGUGGUACAACAGGACACAUGGGAGAGAGGGGAGAGACAGGUGUGAGAGGCCUGCCUGGUCCUACUGGGAAGCCUGGACCUCUAGGUUUAUCAGGACCUCCUGGGGAGAGAGGCCCUCCUGGACCUCAGGGUCGGCUGGGGGAUCUGGGACCCACAGGGCCAGAGGGCCUACAGGGACCCCCGGGUCUGCAGGGCUCAGAUGGAGGGACAGGGAAGCCGGGGCCCAGGGGAAGCAGAGGGCUUCCAGGGACACAAGGCCCUGACGGACCAGCAGGAAUCCCAGGAAUUUCAGGUGCUGGUGGACUCAUAGGACCAGUAGGGGAAAGAGGAGAAAUGGGUAUGCUGGGACCUCCUGGUGUUCUUGGUCCUCCUGGACUGGAUGGGGAACAGGGUACUCCUGGCCAAUCAGGGUUGGAGGGGCCACCAGGAACAAAAGGGGAACAGGGGGACAUAGGGCCUUGUGGGAAGCUUGGUCCUCCAGGGCAGCCUGGAGAUCGAGGCCUACAGGGGCUCAAAGGGUUGCAAGGCUCUCAUGGACCAAUGGGAAAAGAGGGUGAUGUUGGACCUACUGGCGAUGCCGGUGGUCCAGGUUCCAAAGGGGAGAAGGGUGAUGUGGGGCCUCUGGGGCCAACAGGGCGGGAGGGUCCAUGGGGGCCGCUGGGGGAGAAUGGGGAGAAGGGACCAAAAGGAGAAAAGGCCUACAUCGGACUUAUGGGUCAGUCAGGAUUUAUGGGAGGAAUAGGACCUGCAGGCUUGUCAGGGCUACAGGGUAUCAUGGGCCCCAGGGGGCCUCCAGGGCCAGAUGGACCUGAAGGAGAGAAGGGGGAGUCUGGGACUAGCGGAGACAUCGGACCUCCUGGCAAAACAGGGCCUCUGGGGGUGGCUGGAGUCUCAGGGGUCAGAGGUGACCCAGGGAAGCCAGGAGCACAGGGUCCAGUAGGGAAGGUUGGGCCUGAGGGAGACUUGGGCCAUAAAGGUGAGCUAGGACCAGACGGAGAGAAAGGGGAGCCAGGGGGACUAGGCGAGCCAGGAGAACAGGGGCUUGACGGUCUGCCAGGAAUCAGAGGGCCACCAGCACUUCCUGGUUUAGAGGGGCCACAGGGUGAGGUGGGAGCCCAGGGGCCAGAAGGUCCCCCAGGGGUGCUGGGUGUCAGGGGAAGCCAUGGAGCUGAGGGACAACAGGGAGUGAAAGGAGAGAAGGGAGAUGAUGGCAGAGAUGGAUCACCUGGAAAGACAGGUCACAUCGGAAGGAGGGGGAAAAGAGGCAAGGCUGGAAUCAGGGGCACAAGAGGAGAGAGAGGACCAAAGGGAAAGAGGGGAAAUGUGGGAUUGACUGGUCCUCCAGGAUGGGCCGGGUCUAUAGGAAUCCCAGGCUUGCGAGGAGACAGAGGGGAUCAGGGUGAAAAAGGGAGCGAGGGAGAGAAGGGGGACAUGGGGCCGCUCGGUCCGCCAGGGGGUGAUGGCCUAAAGGGUAGUCAGGGUCCUGUUGGGGUGCCAGGACAGACAGGCCCAAAGGGAGACCAGGGGAAUAUUGGACCAUCCGGGCCAAGAGGAACUCCUGGGAUGCCAGGACUACCUGGUUUGUUUGGAGAAAAGGGUUUGAAAGGCUUUGAGGGAUUUCCUGGGCAACCUGGGAAGAAGGGCCUGCCGGGCGCACCUGGACUCCCAGGACUUCCAGGUCCUUCAGUGAAUAUGAACCUUACUCAACUCAAGGACCUGAUGUACCUGUCAGACAAGCCCAACUACCCCCUGAUCCAGACCCUGCUGGACUCUCUGCACCAGGACCUGAGGCUGCUGGUGGACCCCCCUGACGGCAGCAAGGAGCACCCUGCCACCACCUGCAUGGAGCUGUGGCUCUGCCAUCCCGAUUACACCAGUGGGAUGUAUUACAUUGAUCCUAACCAGGGCAGCCCUGCUGAUGCUCUCCUGGCCUACUGCAACUUCUCUGGCACAGCUGCACACACUUGCCUUCACCCCAGAGAUGCCCAGAUGCCCAUGAAGGCCUGGCUUAAGGAUUCAGAGACAAACAGCUCGUUCCAAUGGCUCAGCAAGCAGGAACAAGGAUUUCAGUUCUAUUAUCCAGGGGCCAAUGUGGUCCAGAUGCGCUUCCUGAGGUUGCAGAGUUGGAGAGCUGUGCAGAAGAUCACCUACACCUGCCACCCGGGACACAGACUGGGCCACACAGACAGAGAGGUCAAGUUCCUGACAGACACAAGGAGACAGAGUUACUUAGGAGCACUUAAAGACUGCAUGCCGGGAGAAGAGGUGGACCCGCUGGAGCCGCGGGAGUCUGUGUUUGAGUUUGAAGACCUCAAUCUGCUUCCUGUGAGAGAUGUGGCUGUGUUCGGGGGCGGAAUUGUCGCACGCAAGUUUGGCUUCACCAUCGGGCCCGUGUGUUUCAGCUAGAGAGGGAGACAUGGGGCCCAAAGGCUCAUUUUCCACCUCCUUGGACUCACAGAGAUGGGAUAAGAGCCUGUGUUCAGGACCCCAAGACAACUAGAGAACAAGAAGACAAAGGGAAUCGCUCCACCAUUUUGUGAGGGCAUCACUCCUCUUUCCAUUUGAUAUUUUUGGUGGAGAUCAAUCAAUUCUCUAGUCGACGUUCUCCACAUAAAUGACUCUUUGAGCGGGCAUCAAUUUCCAAAGUUCUUUCGCACAAUUGUGUUUUAGUUUACAUAGAUGUUUAUCAUGUAAUGAAUAAUUUAUAUAAUGUUGUUUUGAUUUCUAUAUAUAAUGGUUAUUUUGAACCUAUUUCCAUUUGUUUUCACAGCAGCAGUUUAUUAUGCUGUAAAGCUUUCCAUUAUAGCCAACAACCUAUUUUGUAUAUGAACAGUCCUAUGCCCUAAAGGUCUGUUUUGUAUCCGAUGCAGCGGAUUCAACCUCUCUACAAUGUGUUCCAUUUGGGCACAGCUAAUGUUGUCCUAUAGGUCAUCACUGACCUUCCCAAAGUUGCUCACUGAAAAACCACUGCUUGUACUUGAGGAGCCAAGGAACUCGCUUUUGAGUUGUUGAGCUUGUUUCUUCAGAUUAGAUAAUGACCAAUCUGUUCUAAAACCCUGAUCUCUUGUAAUUAACCGAUUCCCUCCCUGUUGGCAGUGAUGGACACAAGAAAACCCUCUUUCAGCCAUGCUUGACAUUUGUACAUUUACUGGCCUAUUUCUUAUUUGUAAAAAAAAACAUGCACCGCAUACUAUCAGUACUCGUUUCAGCUCAUUCUUAUGGUACAGUCUCAGGUGCAGUCUUGAUAUUCAACACGGCACUGAAGCUGCUGUGCACACUACAUGAUGUAUAUUAUGUGCAUUCAAACCUAACUAAAUUGAAGUGCUAUAGAUCUAUUUCAAGUAUUCUAAUAAAGAGGCAUUAUGUUGGACGGCUGGCUCUCCUGCCCAAGCACUUUAGCACUGAGCAAUUGCUUUCCGAGUCAUCUUUUUGUUCAAUCAAUUAGCCUAAGUGCUGAAGCCCAAAGAAAAGCAGCAUACCCUGUCCCUGCAGUUGCUCAGCAAUGCCAGGAUUGCUCAAGAGGUGGGGGUUCAUUAUUGGCCUGUGUUCACAAAGUGUUUCAGAGUAGGAGUGCUGAUCUCAGAUCAGUUUAGCCUUUUAGAUCAUAAUU